AUGGAGGCCAUGUUUUUCCUGGCGCAAGUCUUCCAUGUUAGUAUCCAUCUAUACACAUCCUGUCCUCCCGCAGAUGGCAAUAAGGAGAUUCAAGGAGGCUAUGCAUCAAACGAUGGCCAGAUCACUGGAUUCUCUCACAUGCAUGACAGUGGAACAGGUGGUGGUGCAUCUUUGGGAAAUUUCCCUCUAUUUCCCCAGACAGGUUGUAUCGAUGACGAUAUCAAUCGUUGCUACUUCCCUUCGACCCUGCGAGCGUCGGACAAGAUAAACAGCUCUGUCGUGGCAAAGCCGGGCUAUUUUGCCAUACAGCUCAACACUUCAGUCAAGGCUGAAAUGACUGUCACCAACCACACUGCGUUAUACCGAUUCUCGUUCCCAACUGAUGGAUCCCCAACCAAGCUUCCUGCCGAUGGGAAGACUCCUUAUAGCCCUUUGAUCUUGGCCGAUUUGGCAGAUCUCUCUGGUUCUCGAACCGAUGCAAUCAUCUCAGUUGAUGCCCAUACUGGUCGCAUCUCGGGUAAUGGUACCUUUAGGCCCUCAUUCGGCAUCGGCAACUACAAGUCGUAUUUCUGCGCUGACUUCCGUGGUGCCAAACUCCGUAACACCGGAAUCUUUAUCAACAACCGGGCCAGCAGCGACCGCAAGAGCUUCCGUACUUAUGACGAUGGCCAAAACCCAAUUCUCCCAGCUGGUGCUUGGGUUCAGUUCCACCCUCCAGCAAACAACCCGAUUCUGGUUCGAGUUGGACUCUCGUUCAUCAGCACUGAUCAGGCCUGCCACAAUGCUGAGAAGGAAAUUCCCAACUUCAACUUUGAGUCUGUUAGAUCAGAUGCUGAGGAUGCAUGGCGCAAGAAGCUCAGCGUCAUUAAGGUCGACAACACGGGCGUAAGCGACUCGCUUCAGAGAACUUUCUGGAGUGGCAUCUAUCGCACGCUUCUUUCACCUCAAGACUAUACUGGAGAAAAUCCCCUCUGGAAGAGCAACGAACCCUACUUUGACUCAUUCUACUGCAUCUGGGAUAGCUUCCGAAGCACACAUCCGCUUCUUACUCUAGUUGAUCCUCAUGCUCAAGCUUUGAUGAUUCGCAGUCUCAUUGAUGUAUAUCGCCAUGAAGGCAAGCUACCAGAUUGUCGCAUGUCGCUGUGCAAGGGCUUUACCCAGGGUGGCAGCAAUGCCGAUAAUUUGUUGGCCGAUUCGUAUCUGAAGGGCUUGAAGGACGGUAUUGACUGGGAUACCGGCUACAAGGCAGUUGUAUCUGAUGCUGAAGAGGAGGGUGUGAUUUGGACAGUUGAAGGUCGUGGAGGCCUGCAAAGUUGGAAGACUCUUGGCUACAUCCCAACUGAUGACUGGGACCCCAAUGGCUAUGGUCUUUUCACUAGAUCCAUCUCAAGAACCAUUGAGUACUCGUACAACGAUUUUUGUAUUGCUGAGAUGGCCCGCGACCUUGGAAAGCACGGAGAUGCGGAGAAGUAUCUGAAGCGCUCCGGGAACUGGAAGAACAUGUUUGAUCCUGACUCGCGAUCUAAGCUGAACCUGACCGGAACUCAGGACUACAGCCAGUUUACCGACAGUGGAUUUACCGGUUUCUUGCAACCUCGGUACCUUAAUGGCACUUUUGGCUUCCAAGAGCCAGCCAUUUGCACCGACUUGUACAACUUUGAAGGCUGUUAUCUCAACCCUGGCGGCCAUGAGACCUACGAAGCAGGUUCUUGGCUCUACACCUUCUACGUGCCUCACGAUCAGGCAACUCUAAUCACGACACUGGGUGGCCCCGACCAAUUUGUCCGCCGUCUCGAGUAUAUGCACGAUACUCCUGGCUUAUUCUACAUUGGCGAUGAGCAAGCCUAUCUUCUCCUCUUCAUCUUCCAUUAUGCCGGCCGUCCAGGUCUCUCUGCCAAGUAUGCGCACAAGUAUAUCCCUAGUGCCUUCAACGAUACCACAAGUGGCCUUCCAGGAAACGAUGACUCUGGUGCUAUGGGUAGCUUCACGGCCCUUACCAUGUUGGGUCUCUACCCCAUGAGCGGACAAGAUGUCUACAUCAUCAUUCCACCCUUCUUCCCCGAGGUCAAGUUCACCGACCCGCGUUCAGGAAAGACAGCUACCAUUCGAAACAUCAACUUUGAUGCUUCUUAUAACAAUAUCUACAUCCAGAGCGCCAAGCUAAAUGGCAAGCCUUAUAACAAGGGCUGGGUGACGCAUAGCUUCUUCCUCGACGGCGGAGUUCUGGAAUUGACUCUUGGGCCGAAGGAGAACACAAAGUUUGGCACUGCUAAGGCGGAUUUCCCGCCGAGCGCAUCCACAGACUUCUGGAAAUAA
This is a messenger RNA of Trichoderma aggressivum f. europaeum, 2316 nucleotides long. Its product is annotated as CAZyme family GH92. The record is from RefSeq and is a predicted model, not a curated record. Lineage: Eukaryota; Fungi; Ascomycota; Sordariomycetes; Hypocreales; Hypocreaceae. The transcript is spliced from 7 exons. Gene Ontology annotation, molecular function: peptide-N4-(N-acetyl-beta-glucosaminyl)asparagine amidase activity; carbohydrate binding. Gene Ontology annotation, biological process: glycoprotein catabolic process; carbohydrate metabolic process; protein quality control for misfolded or incompletely synthesized proteins. Gene Ontology annotation, cellular component: nucleus; cytosol. The coding region runs from base 1 to 2316 and encodes 771 amino acids.